GACGGUUCAGGAGGAGAAGGUGACAACCUGCAUCAAAAUCGAGUUGAUGUCCGUGCACCUCGCAGCGGCUUGUUCCCGUCAGGAAAAGAAAGCCAGUCGCUGGAGACUGCAGGGAACAAAGGCAGGGCAGUGCCGAAAGCAGCGGUCGCAGACCCCACCGGUAGCUCCUCUGCGCAAUUUGAGGCCACUGUAGCGAGC
Messenger RNA from Amoebophrya sp. A120, 198 nucleotides. Lineage: Eukaryota; Dinophyceae; Syndiniales; Amoebophryaceae. The record is from the annotation of a GenBank genome assembly.